Trichophyton benhamiae CBS 112371 is the source of this 2406-nucleotide messenger RNA. RefSeq lists its product as uncharacterized. NCBI's taxonomy places the organism in Eukaryota, Fungi, Ascomycota, Eurotiomycetes, Onygenales, Arthrodermataceae. Gene Ontology annotation, biological process: carnitine metabolic process. Gene Ontology annotation, molecular function: carnitine O-acetyltransferase activity. The record is from RefSeq and is a predicted model, not a curated record. Gene Ontology annotation, cellular component: mitochondrion. Bases 1 to 2406 code for a protein of 801 amino acids. The transcript has 3 exons.
AUGGCAUUCCAGGUUCUCAGCCAUAUAAAGCACCUUCGAGACCCUCUUGACGUUGAUGAUAGAACGAGGUGCUCGACAUCCACUAUACCUAAACUGUCGCCCACAAUUAGGUCAAUGGCAAGUAAGGGUGAGAAUAUGGCAACAUCCAACGGAGACCCAUCAGAUGGAGGGAUUGGCAAAGAAAAUGAUACAGUCGAAAGUAAAGGGAUUACCUUUGCCAACCAGAACUCUCUGCCAAAAUUACCUAUACCGGACCUUGAGUCGACCUGUUCAAAGUACCUCGAGGCUUUAGCUCCGCUACAAAGCACAAAGGAACAUGAGACCACAAGGGUUGCUGUGAAAGAAUUCAUGGAAGCUGAGGGGCCUGGGCUUCAGGAAAAGCUGAAGAAAUAUGCUACUUCCAAGUCCAGCUACAUAGAGCAAUUCUCUGUUGUACUCAACCUCAACCCCUUUUUCCUGUUGGCAGAUGACCCAACACCAGCAAGGAACAACCAAGUAACGAGAGCAGCCUCCCUUGUUGUCUCUGCCUUGUCAUUUGUCCGUGCAGUGCGUAAGGAGGAGCUUGCACCUGACACCGUACGCGGCAAGCCGCUUUGCAUGUUCCAGUACUCGCGGCUAUUUGGGACAGCACGGGUACCUACGCCCAACGGCUGUGUAAUCGGUCAAGACUCUGCGUCAAGACACCUUGUGGUGCUAUGUCGGGGUCAGUUCUACUGGUUUGAUGUUUUGGACGAGGACAACAACCACUUGAUGAGCGAGAAAGAUAUUUCGAUGAACCUCAGAGUGAUUAUUGAUGACGCCGAACAGACACCGACCCAGGAGGCAGCCAAGGGGGCUGUGGGUGUCUUGAGUACCGAGAGUCGGAAAGUCUGGUCUAAACUGAGGGAUAUUUUGACCCAAGAUGGCAGUUCAAACAAUGCGGAGUGUCUGAAUAUUGUCGACACCGCAUUGUUUGUGCUCUGCCUUGAUUCCACCGAACCAUCCAGCGUGGCAGAACUUUGCGGGAACAUGCUGUGCGGCACAAGCCAAAUUGUUCGAGGGGUGCAGAUUGGAACAUGCACAAACAGAUGGUAUGACAAGCUGCAGAUUAUUGUUUGCAAGAACGGGAGCGCAGGAAUCAAUUUUGAACAUACUGGUGUGGAUGGGCAUACGGUUCUUCGUUUUGCCAGUGAUGUCUACACAGAUACGAUCCUUCGGUUUGCCAGGACUAUCAAUGGCCAGGCACCGAGUUUGUGGGCGUCCAGCAGUCCUCCACCAUGCAAACGCGACACUACCGCCGGGCUUGAUGACGCUAGCACAACGCCUCACAAGCUCGAAUGGGACAUGGGACCCGAGCUGAGCACGGCGUUACGGUUUGCAGAAUCUCAUCUAGCAGAUUUACUACGUCAACAUGAAUUUGAGACCCUGGAUUUCGCAGGGUAUGGGAAGAAUUUUAUCACUAGUAUGGGCUUUUCUCCGGAUGCGUUUGUGCAGAUGGCAUUCCAGGCAGCAUAUUAUGGCUUGUACGGGCGUAUCGAAACGACGUAUGAGCCUGCGAUGACAAAGUUCUUCCUGCAUGGGAGAACAGAAGCGAUACGUACUGUCUCUGCUGAGUCAACAGAGUUCGUCAAGACAUUCUGGGGCGAUAAUCCGGCGGCAGAGAAGGUUAGGGCCCUCAAACGGGCAUGCGAGAAGCAUGUAGAUAUUACAAGGACAUGUUCAAAGGGACUGGGUCAGGACCGACACCUUUACGCACUCUACUGCCUUUGGCAGAGAUCCCUCGGUGAUGGCGCUGCGGUGUUAGUUUCUGAUGGCGAAUCGUCUGCGGAGGCUGAUAUAGCGGAUGGAAUGCAGAGCAGCACACCUGGUUCUCGCAGCCGUCAGACGCCUACCACACCAACGCUGUUUAGCGACCCGGGAUGGGAUAGGAUUAACAACACCAUUCUCUCGACUUCAAACUGUGGAAAUCCCGCGCUGCGUCACUUUGGAUUUGGACCGACGUCUGGUGAUGGAUUUGGAAUUGGGUAUAUCAUCAAGGAUGACACAAUAUCUAUCUGCGCAUCCUCUAAGCAUCGACAGACUAGCAGGUUUAUGGAUACGCUUGAUUCAUAUCUGGUUGAGAUUCGCAAACUGCUGCGAGCCACAAACCAGUCAAGGGCUAGGGGCAAGGCGACUGUCUCUGACUCCGCCCACAAACAGGCUGGAACAAAGUCCGAGCGAAAGGGACGAGUGAUCAGAACGGAAUCCCUGGGGGACAUGGAUGGCAUCGAGAGUGGUGACGACGAUGGGAUGGGCGGCUACGGGUUCUUUGAUGCAGGAAUGCUCCUGCAUGCACUGAAGGGAGUGAGAACGGACGAAAGAGAAGACAGCAAGGCCUCCUCCCCUCGACGCCUGGUGGGAAAGAGCCUGAAAUUCAGCGAAUACUAA